Molecule: messenger RNA, 3051 nt
Organism: Aspergillus saccharolyticus JOP 1030-1
Lineage: Eukaryota; Fungi; Ascomycota; Eurotiomycetes; Eurotiales; Aspergillaceae
Gene: pmt2
Product: protein O-mannosyl transferase
Exons: 5
Coding region: 459-2678 (739 amino acids)
Biological process (GO): protein O-linked glycosylation via mannose
Cellular component (GO): membrane; endoplasmic reticulum
Molecular function (GO): dolichyl-phosphate-mannose-protein mannosyltransferase activity
Source: RefSeq, a predicted model, not a curated record
CUCAUUUUCAUCUGGGUGCGUCUGCUCUAUGCCUUUGUUUGCAAUUCGCCGUUUCCUCCAAUCUCCUCUCGAUCCCACUGCUCCUUUCUGCCGUGAUUAAAUACUCUUUUUUGUUUUAUUAUUUCUUGCUUCUUAUCUGCAUUUCCACUUUAUCGAACUCCUUCAGUUGAAUUUCCCCUUGCUACUGCUUCGGAGCCCCUCAUUUCAAGCACAUCUCCUUUUUCGAUCCCCACCACCAUUAAAUCUUACAUCUUUAUUUCUGACACAUGAAGCUCAUCUUCACCCGCGAGAAAUGACCUUUAUUUCCUUUUGAAUUUGAACCCUCAAUUUUCGCCGGGCGUACUGUGCCAGCUUACGACAGCAUUUCUAACCCUUUUCGCUUCCAGCUACAACACCUACACCGCACGCCUUCUCUUAUCCUUUGCUUUCUUCUCUGGAAGUCCUCUAUUCUCUGAGCUAUGGCCGAAUCCACCGGCUCAAGCACCGGAGCCAAAAUGGCACCUGAUGUGAGGCGGAGGACUGCUGUGAGUGGAGAGAAGCCAGGUCUUGCAUUAAAGCAAAAUCUUGAGGAUGAAAUAGAAGUGAAAUACAAGCCUCGGCCGAGCUCUGACCUAGCCUACUGGGAGCCUAUCAUCGCGCCAGUGCUGCUCACGGCUUUUUCGAUUUUCACCCGCAUGUAUCGCAUUGGACGCUCGAAUAUCGUCACAUGGGACGAAGCGCACUUUGGCAAGUUCGGGUCCCACUAUUUGAAGCGCGAGUUCUACUUCGAUGUCCACCCACCAUUAGGCAAGAUGCUGGUCGGACUUUCCGGAUAUUUGGCUGGCUAUAACGGGUCUUUCGAAUUCAAGUCCGGUGAGCAAUAUCCGGAGGAUGUCAAUUACACCUUCAUGCGUGUAUUCAAUGCUGCCUUUGGUGCGGCUUGCGUCCCCCUGGCAUAUUUUACCGCUCGCGAGCUUGGAUUCCGUCGGGCUACUGUCUGGCUCAUCAGCCUGAUGGUGUUGUUCGAAAACUCAUAUGCGACGAUCUCGAGAUUCAUUCUGCUUGACUCCAUGCUACUAUGUUUCACUUUCACUACCACUUUAUGUUGGGCGAAAUUCCAUCGACUGCAGUCAAAGAGUUUCUCCUUUGAAUGGUUUGCAUGGCUACUCUUCACCGGUAUCAGUAUCGGCUGUGUCUGCAGUGUCAAGUGGGUUGGAUUCUUCUGCACGGCGAUUGUAGGUCUUUACACAGUCGAAGAUCUCUGGAACAAAUUUGGUAAUGUGAAGGUGCCAAGGACUGUUCUGGCGAAUCACCUCUUCGCUCGCAUAGCUGGCUUGAUAGUCGUGCCAUGCAUUGUUUACACUCUCUCGUUUUACGCCCAUUUCUGGAUUCUGGAAAAUAGCGGUCCUGGCGACGCGCAGAUGAGUUCGCUCUUUCAAGCAAAUCUCAAGGGAACCGAGGUCGGUCAGGACAGUCCUCUUGAGGUCGCUUAUGGCUCCAGGGUCACCUUGAAGAAUAUGGGCUAUGGUGGUGGCUUGUUGCAUUCGCAUGUUCAGACCUACCCUGAAGGAUCUGCCCAACAACAAGUCACAUGUUACCACCACAAAGAUGCGAAUAAUGACUGGUUCAUCUAUCCCAACCGCCAGGACAUCGCUUAUGAUCCAAGUGGUCCGCUGAGAUUUGUCGGCGACGGUGAUGUGAUACGUCUGAUUCAUGGGCAAACAGGGCGAAAUCUGCACUCACAUGCGAUUUCCGCGCCGGUAACUAAAGGCCACUACGAAGUAUCUUGCUAUGGCAAUAUCACUAUCGGAGAUGAGAAGGAUCAUUGGGCGGUUGAAGUCAUUGAUGAUGUCGCUUCCAAGGACAGGAGUAGGGUCAGGACCCUUACCACGGCGUUCCGUCUGAAGCAUCCUGUCUUAGGCUGUUACCUCAGGGCCGGAAAUGUGAAUCUUCCACAGUGGGGCUUCAAGCAAAUUGAGACCACCUGUGUCAAGGAGAAUAAGUCUAGUGAUGUUUAUACACACUGGAACGUUGAGUCUCACUACAACGAAAGACUUCCACCGGGAGAUCCUGGUUCCUACAGAUCUCCAUUCUGGAAAGACUUCAUUCAUCUCAAUGUUGCUAUGAUGACUUCCAACAAUGCUCUAGUCCCUGACCCAGACAAACAGGAUGACCUUGCCUCAAAGUUUUGGCAGUGGCCAAUCUUGGAUGUUGGCCUUCGCAUGUGUUCCUGGGACGAUAACACUGUUAAGUACUAUCUCCUGGGAAAUCCUAUCGUCUACUGGGGCAGCAGUGCCAGUCUGGCUGCUUUCGGAUUCCUCAUUUUCUGGUACCUUGUGCGCUGGCAGCGAGGAUACAACGAGCUCUCGCAAGCGGAGAUCAACCAUAUACAUUACUCCGGCCUGUAUCCAGUUAUUGGCUGGAUUUUGCAUUACUUACCUUUCGUGGUGAUGGCACGAGUGACAUAUGUCCAUCAUUACUACCCAGCUCUGUACUACGCUAUACUCACGUUUGGAUUUUGUGUCGACUGGUUCACUCGGACGGCCAAUGAUAAAUUGCGUGGAGCAGUAUACACCGUACUAUAUCUUCUCAUACUCGGAAUGUUCUUGCACUUUCGUGUUGUGGUGUUUGGUAUUGAAGGCCCGAGUCAGAAUUGGAAGCAUUUGAACUGGCUGAGUGGGUGGAAGAUCGCCAGUUGAUCGACCAUCUUUGAAUCUCACCAGCCCAUCAUCCCUUGUUCACGAAUCGAUCAGCCUGCUUCGCUGCUCCAUUGACUUCAGGUUCAAUAUGGUCUGUGGCGCAACCGCGUCUAUUGGAGCCCUCGCUCUCUUACUCUAAAGACUGCCUAUUUUGUCUUGUUCGAUCUUCGAUGUUCGACCUUCAUUGUCCGACCUUCAUCGCACGGAAGCAGCCCUCUGCAUUUUGGAUUUCCUAAGAAAGGGCCGAUGCAUUUCUGUUCCUGCGUGUGUGAAGCCAGUCCUUAGGCAUGUAGAAUACGUGAUUUUCCCAACCUCUCUUCAUUGGGUCUUUCGGCAAAUAAGAUAGUAAUGGAGAAUUGAUGUGACAACGAGU